Ruditapes philippinarum (Manila clam) is the source of this 1548-nucleotide messenger RNA. RefSeq lists its product as uncharacterized. The record is from RefSeq and is a predicted model, not a curated record. The transcript has a single exon. Lineage: Eukaryota; Metazoa; Mollusca; Bivalvia; Venerida; Veneridae. Bases 1 to 1548 code for a protein of 515 amino acids.
AUGGCCCAUGUAUGCUUAUUUCUAACGCAUGGUAAUAAUGCAACAAAUACAAGUUUAUUUGCCGAUGUGGAUAGUGUUGUACCUGUGAAACCAAAUUUAGAAGACUUUUGGAAUGUGGAGUCAAUAGGUAUUAUAGAAAAACAAAAUAUCUCAGAUGAUGAACAUGCAAUGAAAAUGUUUCAGGAUACAAUUCAGUUUGAAAAUGGCCGAUACCAAGUCACGUGGCCUUGGACUGAAGAAUUUCCUGAUUUACCUGUGAACAGGGACUUGGCAAUAGGUCGCUUAAAAAGUUGUGUUAAUAAACUGAAAACAAAACCUGAGUUAAUGAUGAAAUAUGAUGAAGUUAUGAGAGAUCAGCUAAGUAAAGGUGUUAUAGAGAAAGUUGAAAAAUCACCAGUAGAUGGUUUGGUACAUUAUUUGCCACACCAUGCUAUUAUCACACCGCAGAAAACAACAACUAAGAUACGCGUAGUAUACGAUGCUUCGGCGAGAACAAGAAAAGAAAAUAAAAGUCUAAAUGAGUGCAUGUAUAGGGGACCAGUAAUGCUACAGGACCUCUGUGGUAUGUUACUACGAUUCAGGAUGCAUCCAAUAGCAAUCGUUGCCGAUAUAGAAAAAGCAUUUUUGCAAAUUGGAUUAAAACCUAGUCAGCGUGAUGUCACAAGAUUUCUUUGGUUGAAAGACUGUAAAAAUCCUACUGUGGUUACUGACAAUAUACAAGAAUUCAGAUUUUGUAGGAUUCCUUUUGGAGUUAUCAGUAGUCCGUUCUUAUUAGGAGCAACGGUAGACUUCCAUUUAAAAUGUUAUGAAAAUCCAGUUGCAGAAAAUCUAAGAAACAACAUUUAUGUAGACAAUGUUAUCACCGGAGCUGAAAACACAAGUGAAGCAAUACAGCUAUAUACAAAUUCAAAGGCAAUGUUUGCAGAUGCCUCGAUGAAUUUACGGGAAUGGAUUACCAAUAGUGAUUUUGUAAAUGAAUUCAUUCCAAAGGAAGACAGAGCCGAUACGAAAAGUGUUAAAGUACUUGGACAUCAUUGGAAUGUCAAUGAAGAUACAGUUACAAUAGCUGGUCCAAAAAACAAAUCAAAUGAACCGGAGUGGACAAAACGUACUGUGUUGAAAACAAUUUCGUCGGUUUUUGAUCCACUUGGCUUGCUAUCACCAGUACUCUUACGAGGAAAAGUGUUUAUUCAAUCAUUAUGGCAGAAAAAUAUCGACUGGGAUGACAAUUUGACUAAAGAAGAUCAAGAAAAAUGGUUGUCUAUUUUAAUAGAUAUUCGCAAAAUAGACACGUUGCAAAUUCAAAGAUGCGUUUGUACGUUCACAGGACAUUCUAAGAAAUACUUAUUGUUAUGUUUCUGUGAUGCAUCGGAAAAGGCAUUCUCAACAGUGAUAUAUUUGCAUGUUUCAGAGAAAAAUACAACCGAUGUAAAUGUAAUAUUUGCAAAGACAAGACUUGCGCCUAUUAAGAAACUAACAAUUCCUAGGUUGGAGCUUCUAGCAGUUCUGAUCGGACUGAGGUGCUUAAAAUUUGUUAAAGAGCAAUAA